Vitis vinifera (wine grape) is the source of this 1898-nucleotide messenger RNA. RefSeq lists its product as uncharacterized. The transcript has 2 exons. The record is from RefSeq and is a predicted model, not a curated record. NCBI's taxonomy places the organism in Eukaryota, Viridiplantae, Streptophyta, Magnoliopsida, Vitales, Vitaceae. The coding region runs from base 409 to 1605 and encodes 398 amino acids.
AGUGUUGCAUCUCAUAUUGAAAGCAUGGAACUAAAAAGGAAAGAAGAAAGACUUAAAAUAGAAAGCAAGUUAGAUGAGAAGAGUUAGUUAGAAAAGUUGUUAUUUCAGUUUAUUUUUGUUACUCUGUUAUUGUGUCAUUGAUGUGUUAUAAAUAGGACUCAAGUCUGAUGUAAUUUUUUAGUUUUUCUUUUCUGCAAUCCAUUUUCUUUUGCAUCCUCUGUUUCUUGGUGUUUUUCAUCAGUUUCAGGUUCUUCUGAUUCUCAACAUGGUAUCAGAGCCAAACCCUAAAGCUUCCGCAACCUAAAUCGAUCAAUUUCUUCUCAACUUCUGCCUUGCGAAAUUCUGCUCUGGAAUUCUUGCAUUGAUUGUCUUCCAGCUUCUUGCAUUUUCUUGAAUAAAUUCUUGAAAAUGAGUUUUGGUGAUUCUCCUCUUGUCAAUCCCUCUCCUGUGCUUCCUUCUUCAUCUAAUUCUUUUAAUCAGCCUCCUAUCAAUCCUUCAGAUGACUCAUCGAGCCCGUAUUACCUACAUCCAAGCGACAAUCCUGGUGCUUUGUUAGUAUCAGAAAUCUUCAAUGGAGAAAACUAUGUUGCAUGGAGUCGUUCGAUAGUCAUUGCAUUGACAGUCAAAAACAAGGUACAAUUUAUAGAUGGUUCAAUUGUUUCUCCCUCUAUUGAUCAGCUUGUUAAACACACAGCAUGGUUAAGGGCAAAUAAUCUGGUUCUUUCUUGGUUGAUGAAUUCCAUUUCAAAAGAAAUACGAAAUAGCUUGCUGUUUGUGGUAUCUGCUGUUGAUCUUUGGACUGAGCUUAAAGUAAGAUAUCUCAGGAGUGAUGGACCAAGGGUUUUCCAACUUGAGAAAUCUUUGAGUUGCAUCAGUCAAGGUGCUUUGUCUAUUACUGAAUAUUUCAGUACCUUUAAGACCUUUUGGGAUGAGUACAUUAGCUAUAGGCCAUUUCCAACAUGCACCUGUGGCAAGAUGGCAACAUGCACUUGUGAACUUUUCAACUUUCUACAAAUCAGACAGCAAUCUGAUUAUGUACUCAAAUUCUUGGUGGGGUUAAAUGAUUCUUAUGCCUCUAUCAGAAGCCAAUUGCUGCUAAUGGUUCCAUUACCAAACAUGUCCAAGGUUUUCUCUCUACUGCUUCAAGAAGAAAGUCAGAGGCAACUCACAAAUUCUGCUACAUGUAAUGAGACUCAUGCUUUGAUGGCAAAGCAAUCCAAUCAGCAGAGUUACCAGCCACAAUCUUUCAAGGACAAACCAAAGAAAUCUGCCCUACACUGUACUCAUUGUGGCUAUAAUGGUCACACAGUGGACAAAUGUUUUCAACUUCAUGGUUAUCCCCCUGGCUGGAAUGGACCAAAAGGAAAAAGAAAUAUGGCUUCUGCUCAUGCUGCCAUUACUACUCCAAAGGUUCCCAAUCAAAAUAGCAAUGAGCAACAAAAGUUUUGUUUCACUCCAGAGGAAUUUCAUAAACUAGUGGCGCUUGCAAAUUCAGUUCAACCCAAUUCUUCCAAUCAGAAUAAUGUCCAACCAGCUGUUAACCUUGUCACCACCUCUCACUUUUCUGGACCAGUCAAUGGAGAAGAUGAUUGGGAUUGCUCUUGAAAAAGAAGGACUUUACCAUCUAAUUCCAGCUUCAUCACAAGCUAAAACCUGCAAUUCAUUUCAGUUUAAUUCUGCUCCUCUUGCUUUGUCCUCUAUUCACAAACACUUAGAUAUAUGGCAUUGUAGAUUAGGACAUGUAUCUAGUUCAAGAUUCCAUUCCCUCAAACAGAUUGACUCUGCUAUCACUCUUGAUCAUACAAAUGUUUGUGACAUAUGUCCUUUAGCAAAGCAAAGAAGGCUUCCUUUUUCUGUAUCACAGAGUAAUUCUAAUAAAAGUUUUGAUUUGAUCCAUU